UGCGCAAAGGCAUUGGCUGGGGCAGCCUCGUGCGAUGAUGACGCGGCUGGGGCAAGUCCUCCCAGUCGCUAGGCAAUAAGGGAGGGAGGAGGAGGCGGUGGCCGUUGCUGCAGCGGGAGGGGGGCAGCGACGAUCCCGGGGGCGGUGUCACCGUGGGGCCUCCGGAGUGCGCGGACCGGAGGCGGCAGCGGAAGGAGGAAGUGGCAGGCAGUCAUUCACCAAGAGAUUUUGUGGCACAAAGGACAACUUACUGACAACAAGUCCAGCAGAAUUUUUGGAAUACUGAGAGUCCCACGGCUUUGCAUCUUCAGGUAUUGACGGACUGCUGGGGAAGUAUCUAUGCUAUAGCACUAUCGUAGCACAGCUGCAGCUUGAAAAUAGAUGGACCCAAAGAAAAGGAAGUAGGAGAGUAAUGCAGAGAGAAUUGGUAAAGGAAGAGAGGCAUAAAUAGCAAUGGUCUAAAGGGAGCAGUUUUUUCUCACUGAGAUGCCAUUGCUGAACUGUUAGUAUUAGAAGUUGGAGUAGGGAAUCAAGACAAAUCAGCUGAAGACCAGGGAGCUGUGGCAGCCAGAACUCUCUUCUAGAGGGACAACACAUUAUCUUCAAAACCCAUCCCAUAAGAGGAAGCAAACUCCGAGAGAGCCCCCAGAGUCUCAUGAACGGAACAACGAAUCUCGAUAACACCUGUAUUCCAGAGCCAGGCCUACGGCUCAGGAAAGGACACAUGCCCGACAAUGCAGGACUGUCAAAUCAUGAUAAUGGCCACUCUGAUGAGGGACUCCUCUUAGAGGAGCCAACUUUAUCCGUGAACUUUCAAAAGAGUUCGGAGGAAUGCGACUCUAAAGAUGAACCAGCUCAGGAAGAUGAAGGCUUUAUGGGUAUGUCCCCUCUUCUACAAGCCCACCAUGCCAUGGAGAAAAUGGAAGAGUUUGUAUGUAAGGUAUGGGAGGGCCGAUGGCGGGUCAUACCCCAUGAUGUUCUUCCUGACUGGCUAAAGGACAAUGAUUAUCUGUUGCAUGGGCAUCGACCACCUAUGCCCUCUUUCCGUGCUUGCUUCAAGAGCAUCUUCAGAAUACACACGGAGACUGGCAACAUCUGGACGCAUCUUCUAGGUUGUGUGUUCUUCCUGUGUCUGGGAAUCUUCUACAUGUUCCGGCCAAACAUGUCCUUUGUAGCGCCUGUGCAGGAGAAGGUGGUAGUUGGAAUGUUCUUCUUGGGAGCCAUCCUCUGCCUCUCCUUCUCAUGGCUUUUCCACACAGUUUACUGUCAUUCAGAAGGUGUCUCUCGGCUCUUCUCCAAGCUGGAUUACUCUGGCAUCGCACUUCUCAUCAUGGGCAGCUUUGUUCCAUGGCUGUACUACUCCUUUUAUUGCAACCCUCAGCCUUGCUUCAUCUACUUGAUCGUGAUUUGUGUCCUGGGAAUUGCAGCCAUAAUAGUCUCGCAGUGGGACAUGUUUGCAACCCCUGAAUACCGGGGGGUGAGAGCAGGAGUAUUUCUGGGUCUGGGUCUCAGUGGUGUCAUCCCCACCCUGCACUUUGUCAUCUCUGAAGGCCUUCUUAAGGCAGCCACAAUGGGGCAGAUAGGCUGGCUAGCUCUCAUGGCCUGCCUGUACAUCACUGGUGCUGCGCUAUAUGCUGCUCGGAUACCAGAGAGAUUCUUCCCGGGCAAGUGCGAUAUCUGGUUCCACUCCCAUCAGCUGUUUCAUGUCUUCGUUGUGGCUGGAGCUUUUGCGCACUUCCAUGGUGUUUCAAACCUUCAGGAGUUCCGUUUCACAGUUGGGGGAGGCUGCACAGAGGAAGGAAACAUGCAGUAA
This is a messenger RNA of Pelodiscus sinensis (Chinese soft-shelled turtle), 1813 nucleotides long. The record is from RefSeq and is a predicted model, not a curated record. NCBI's taxonomy places the organism in Eukaryota, Metazoa, Chordata, Testudines, Trionychidae.